GUUUACGGAAAGGUAGCGAGACUGGGUAACACAAGCUCACAGAUAAAUCUUGCAGAAAUGUAUCGUCUUGGAGUUGAAGGAGUCGUGAGCGAAGACCUCAAGGAAUCUUUUAAAUGGCUUAAAAAAGCGGCUGAUGAAGAUUUAUUCGAUAGUGAAGUUAGAACAGAUUUGUUCAGUAACAUGUUAAGACGAAUGCAAAACGCUAUUGGCGGUGAAAAACAAACGGCUCUGAAACUUUUGUACCUCAACUACGUCGCUGGUGAUUGUCCGGAAGGUGAACCACAACCAACUAAAGCUGUUUAUUAUUUGACCAGAGCGGCUGAACAGGGUGAUACCGAGGCACAGGUUAUCCUCGGAGAGAUCUACUUGACUGGAGGUUGCGAGCAGUUGAUAGAUUUGCCAAGAGCGAGAAGAUGGUUAAGUAAAGCAUCUGACAAGGGCGAUUUAAGGGCGAAAGAGGUGAAUUAUUUAACAGUUAAUGAAUGAGGCUGAGUAUCUUAUGAAGAAUUAUGGAGAUUGAGGAGGGUGUUAUCGGCCUCGAAGGAUAACACCGUCCGAGAUCUCCAUAAUUCUUCAUAUGAUUCGAAAGCCGAAUUUAAUAAAUGUUUUAUUAUUCAUUAUUUAUUCCUAGUUUAAAAACAUGGCUAAAACAUGCUUACCUCUAUCGAUCCAUCGAUGAUAAGUUCAUCUUGGAUAGUACACGUUUAGGGUUGUUCAGCUCCACAAAUAUUCUCCAAACAGCAGAUCAUUACGGAAUCGCGCCUGUAGAAACGUGUCGCUAGUAAAUGCAAAUUUUUCUGUCAAUCAAAUGUGUCCUAUUAUUUGUAGGUGGAAAUUGGUGAAACAUCAUUAUUGUUUUGGAGACAAAAGAAGAACAAAAGAUAACACAAAGAUCAAGUUAUGCGGUCUUAAUGAGUGUUGCGUGACUUAAAUCAGUUGCAGCAUUUCUCUUAACUUUCCCGCCUUAAAACGUUGGAAUGAAAAGUCUGAAGCCUAGCUUUUAAAAUCUGGACAGCCAAAAUAAAAAGGGUGCCCGAAAAGGCAAGCAUUUGUGAAUUCAAAAUCAAUAUUUUUGUCUCCAGCGAAAUGCGGCGGAUGAACAGUUAUUUGCAUAUAAGCGUAAGUGAAGCGAAAUAGAUACAAAUUGCCAUGGUUGUAAACACGACGUUUCCUCUAAGUUUUUUUCCUUUUGAAAGCGUAAAUUCGCAUGAAAGAGCUCAGCUUGCACAAAAUAAUAUAAAAUGAAACAAAUCAAAUCGAAAAGUGGUUAAAAAAAAGUCAGGAUAUAUCAGUUCGAUAGAAAGUAAGUGAUUGGGUAGGUGAUUUGCAUACUGAUAAAAACGACGUCUAGUGCACUUCAAAACCAUUCGGCUUCCUGAAUUGUUUUUCAGGAAUUCUAUAGAUUCUGCUGGCCCAAAUCGUUAAAAUAUCCUAUGAAGUCAAAAUAUUUACCAAGUUUAGCGUUUGCAUUUCCUUAUAAAACAGAGAGUAGCACGAAAGCUUGGAUCUAUAGAUUUUCUUACGUUAAAUUACCUUUGUAUCGUGGAAACAAUACGCUAACACUUGAGUCUUGAAUCAAAGGACGCGACAUGCGUCGGCUUCCUUUGUGAGCACGCAAAUAGUCAUGGGAACCGCGAUUUUGUGGGCGACACGGAUCUACAGGCGCUGUUCCGUAAUGGUCGCCCUUCGAGUUGUCCUCUUGCUGUUCUUGCCAUGUACUUAGCUAUUUUUUCGCCUAGUUCUUACUCUUGAAAUGAGUGAAAUGUCUGCCAUUUUUCAAGUUCACAACCAAAACAACUCAACCUGGUCCCCAGGUCUUCUCGGUUAAUGGUGCAUUAACCUGCAAGAAUGCUGCAUUUUUGACAUCAUUUCCUCGCUAAACACAAAAUUCUUCCAAAUAUGGUCAUCCAUAACUGGUUAUGGUGAAUUAAACAUGUGCUUUUAGCCAAUCAGAAUCAGGGAAAUAUUUUGAAUGAAUAAUACCGUAAAAUUCCGAAAAUAAGCCCCUCAAAAUAUAAGCCCCCCCUAUCUCAUAACGCAAAAAAACCCUCCAUUAAAUUGCCCCUCCAAAUAUAAGCCCCCCAGGUGGUUUGUACUCGGAAAUUGCCCUCAAAUACAAAGUAAAACAAGGCUAAAACGGUUAAAUUCCUUCCAUUUAUAAGGCAAGCCCAAUCGAUUUUGAAAUGCAAAUUUCCUUCUCUAGAUAAGCCCCUCCGAAUAUAAGCCCCUCCAAAAAUAAGCCCCUCAAAAAAAAUAUACGCCCCAGGGCUUAUUUUUGGAUUUUUACGGUAAUUGUUCUUAUUUCAUCAGUCCUUUGUUCACAAGACUUGCUAUCUUUUAUGAUACGAUACGAUACGAUAGGAUACUUUAUUUAACAUGGAUAUUAUGCUAAGCUAUCAGCUAGUUUACAGGUAAUCCAUGGCCCUAAUUAUAUUCCAAAACUUUAAAACUGAAAAUUGAAAAUUAUAUUAUAAAAAUUUAAAAUUCAAAACUAAAAAUAUACAAUAAUUCACCAUCUGAAAACUGUAAAACCUAAGAAUCGAUGAAAACAAUAAAGAAAGAGGCAGCAAUUACUAUAAAUCCUGAUUUCAGUCAAAACUUAAGGAAUCGAAUUUUGUUCUUCACUUCAUUGGUGCCUGCUUUAACUCUAAUGUCAUUUGCUAGCUCAUUCCAUUUCUUAGCGGCAAAAUAUCUCCAAGAUUUGAGACCGUGUUUAGUCGUGUUAACUUUAGGCAAUGAAAGGAUAUAAUCAUGUCAAAGAUUAUACUUGGAUGAGCCUAAGGUGGUAAGAUCUCUAAUUGUGGGUGGAGCUUUGUCCAAUAUGCUAUUGUUUAUUGUUAAUAGCAUGUCUUGGAUUCUUCGAGUUUCCAAUGAUGGGAGUCUUAUUCUUUCCAAGAGAUCUUGAUAAGAUGCACUUUUAUCAUUGAAGAUGUACCGCAAAGCCCUUUCGUUGACUUUCUCAAUUUUGGCAGUGUCUCUUUUUCCGCAGUGGUGCCAGACUUGGUUACAAUAGUUAAAAUACGGCAGUAUAAAUGCGUGAUAAAGCGAUUCCUUGAUUUUAAGUGGCAAAAUGUUCUUCAAUCUGUUCAGAGCACUUAUCUGAGCACUUACUUUGCCACAAAAACUUGAAAUACCUUAACCUCACAAGCAGUGGUUUCUCCAGGUGGUAGGGAGUCUAAGAAACCACUGCAACCAACCGAGCAUACUUCCCUAUGAGAGGCUAAUGGGGAUGUGAUGCUGGAUGGGGUCAUAUUUUCACCACUGGAUUGACUAUAUUGGGUUUGCACAAAUCCUUAUAAUUUGGCCAUUGUGAAUCUGGGCCCCCUUAAUGAUUAUACCUCCACCCCUGAACAGGAAGUUGGCAUUUUGAGUUUGGGGUGGGGGGUAUUAUUUUAUUUAUUUAUUUAUUUAUUUAUUUAUUCAUAUAAAUAUUAUAUAUUAUUAUAUACUUUUUACAUCACCACUUCCUACAUAAGAUUACAGCUAAUUUACAUUCAAUUUGAGAAAAAAAUUCAUACAGUGGAACCUCCAUUUAACAAACCUCUAUAUAACAAAGUCCUCAGUAAAACAAACUACUUUCUUCAGCCGAGUCAAAAAUUACAGGAAAAUGUUUGGAACAGAACCUCGCUUUAACAAAAAGCGAUUUUAUGAAAUCCACAGUGAGUGGAGAGGAGACUUUAGAAAGCCAAGGCUUGUACAUGGAGGUCCCCCAUGAUUUGGUCAUAAUGGAUUGAAAUUAUUUAGGACUAGGGGCAGCAAGAUAUAAUAGACUUAGUCAGUUUUUGUAACAAAGAAAGUCAUAAAGAUAUUUUUUAAAAUUAGAAAAAGUGGUGGAACUUGAAACAGAUAAUGGAAGGGAAUUCCAAAUUUUUUCAAGACCCAAGUAUAAAACAGUAUAUUUGUUUGACAAAAGUGUGGUCUGCAAUUUAUUACAAUUCUGGUGAUGUGUGUACCUGGGCACCAGUUAUAAUAUAGGUUCAGAAAAGAAGAAGGCAGCAAAUGAUGAUGAUAGCAGAACAUAAAUUUAGCAGCAUGUAACAUAGAAAUACCAAAAAUAUUUCUAAAAUCUUGAGUUUGGCAAAUAAUGAAGCAGUGUAAGAACCAUACACUGAGUUAGAUAAAACAUGGAUGGCACUUUUUUGUAAGAGAGAAAUUUUUAAAGGCAGUGUAAAAUGGAGGGGGGGGGGUACAUUUUUUUGUGAUAGCAAAAAGGGAAGGGGGUACAAGUUUUAUAGAUACUUCCUUUCCCCUGCAAACUGCCAAACCUUCCCAUGGCUGGAAUAACCAUGUAAAAUGGCAGUCCAGUAUGAGACGUAACAAUAGUGUCUUCAAUCAGUACUUUUGUACUGUUACAUUGACACUCAAAUAGAUCCAAAUAAAGUGCAUUUAUUUUAUAAAGCGCAUUUUAUUUGAUUUUUGUUUCAUCCCAACAGACAUCUUUGUUAUAAACACUCGAAUGCCACUCAAACAAACUACAAAAUGACCUCAAUCAAAUAUUUUUUUUAACCUGUGUCUUUAGGGUGGAGCUAUCGGAGCAGCUGUUUUUGAAACUCUGUUGAAUUGAGUAUCACAGAGAAGCCAAUUUUAACCACAGAGACAGCUGUGUUUGAUCAUGACCAAGAUUAGUUUUUUCCUGUCUCUGUCUUUGUAAUAUUCAGUGACAAGGUAUUCCAAUCAACCGGUGCAAGGAAAGGGCUUAGGCAGAUUUUACCACAGGACCCCAUUUAAACUGAUGGGGAAGGGGGGGAUGGAGUGACAGGGAAUGAGAAGAAAAAAAAAGGAGGAUCUAUUUUCUAAUACCAUAUUUCCUCAAACAAGCUCCUGGGUGGUUAUUUAAAAUUUUUGUUGAAAGGAGAAGCACUUAUUGGAAGGAGGGUACCGGUGCUUAACCAAGGGAGUUGUUUAUUAAGGUUUCAAUGAAUUAUAACUUUAUUCUGUCUAAAUCUUUUAUCAGAAAACGAAAACUACAACAUUAUCCACAUGAACCUAAAGUCAAUAUUUAUGUCUUUCAUUUGUAAAAUCAGUUGUUGAUAAUCAAGCGUACCAUACUCCCACAAUGCACUUUACACACAUGCAUUGGAAUGCAUGUUUAUGAAAAUACUUAUUGAUUAUCUAAUUAUCAUUAUCAAAUCAAUAUUGAUUCUCUCCUCAGUAAAUUGGAAUGAGAAACAGGUUUUCCUUGUAUCCCUACUAUUUAAGAAAUGAGGGGAGAGGGGAGGGGGUGCUUGUUCAAAAGGCUUGGUUGUUUGAUUAUAGGAAGGAGCUUAAGCAAAUGGAGACAUUUUGAGCGGUGCACGUCUACUGGAAGUGAGGCCUUUUCCCUUUUAACAUGCUUGACAAUAACCAAUUCUGUAUUGCGAAGUGUCUUUACUCUUCUAGAGAUGAUUUGACUCAAGGUUUGGGCAAAACCACUACCCAAAAAUGCAAAAAGACUACUUCUUGUAAUUUGUUGACAUGUGUCCCUUGAAAAGCUCUCUCCUAAAGCUCCCUUUUAGGGAUGGCCUUUGUGGUUGGUGCUUACUUGUGGGAGGGUGCCAGCUUUUUAGAGCAUGGGUGCUUAUAAAAGGAAUUAAAGAAAGACAAGGAGCCAUACUCAGGGACUCCCUCCUUGGUGGAUGGGUGUUUAUUUUUUAAGUUGUACACUGGAGGUGGGAUGGGGGGAGAGGGGGAAUUUAGUUGCAAGACAUGAUGCCAAACCUCCAGCCUCCACCCCCAAACAGUCCCUUAUUUUAUUUUAUUUUUUUUCAGUCAUACGUUACAUUGUCUUUUCACUCAAGUACUAUAUAUGCCGAUUUUUGGUUCAAAAUUAUACUCAUUGGUAUUUGUUCAUGUUUAUCAGCUUUCUAUCGUACACUUAUGUGGAUGUUGUGGUUCAAAUUUUAUCCCUGGUUUAUUUUUUCCCCUUUGUGUUAAACUCAUGAUCAUUCAUUACCAUACUCCAAAACAAAGGGAUAUAAUAUUUAAACCAAGGUUAAAACUGAACCACAACAUGCACACUUAGUCUUUGAAAAAAACAAAAAAUUUACAUAUGGAUUAAUUCUGCUGUUCUCCAUGCCAAGCAUCUUGAUAAUGAUAAAGCUAAUUACUACUAUCGUUGUUUUCCAGCUUCUUCAGCAGUGCACACAGAGUAAAGACACACCUUGUGCAUCAUUAGAUCUCAAAAAAGUUCAAGACCUCGUUAGGAAAUCGUAUAAUUCACUUUUUUUCUAAGUCUCUAACCUUCGUUUAAAAGUGGGCGAAGUGUAAGCUGUUGGCCAGCGUAAGAGUCUCCUUUACGAAUCGGCCAAAUGCCUUUCCUCCCCAACAGCACGACUCUAUCUUCAAGCUUUCAAGCUGGUGAAACAAGGCUUUGAAGUUCUCUACAAGAGUAACUUUAGCAAUGAAAGAGGAAUUUCCCUCAUAGCUCAUGGGUACUUGACUGAAAAUUCUAUUCUACAAGCCUUUCCAGUGACAGACGAUUUUUUCUCUCGGGUAUGUGAACUAUGCGAGAAGAGCUUACAAAAGAAUCCCCAGUUUUACGAAGGUCUCCUUUUGUCAUACGCUUUGCGUCAUUCUGGGCAACACGUUUCGGAGAACAGCGACGCAGUUGAUUUCAAGAAAGUCGUAUGCUUAAAGAACUUGAUUUAUUUCAUUGAAAAUGCUGAAUUAAACAGGCGUACUCCUAAAGAUCCUUUUAAGUUUGAUGAUAAAUACAGCAGCUGGCUUCAUGUUUUGUAUUUUCACUUAGGAUCGAUCUAUACUAUACUCGGACAAUGCCAUGACCUAGCAGCAGAAGCUCUUGAGAAUUCUCUUAAGUGCUGCCCGCAUUACUAUUACUCUAAAAGAGCUCUUGGGUAUUCGUUACUGAUGCAGUAUUUCUCUAGGCUGGCCGUUGAAAAGAAAAUAACUACUAAAAUUGCUCCUUGCAGCCAAGAUGAACCAUCAAAGCCUAGUCGUGAAGACAGAGCUUUUGAUAACAGGAAAAUUUUCAAGUAUGCAUCUUGGACGACUGAAUCAUUAAAAGAUGCUGCAGUGGACAUACUGAAGGAAUAUCUAGCUGAGGCGCCACCUUGCUGCAAGACAUACCCGAAUGCACUUUAUUAUCUUGCAUAUAUUGCCUUCAUAACACAAAACAAAGAGGACGUAAUGAAAUAUUAUGAACUAGCACAAGAUGCUGAAGAAAAUAGACUUCCUUUCUUCGAACCUGUCAACAUCCCUUUGAAAGAUAGCGCGUCUCUUUACUACCAGCUAUGUACCAAUCUCCCAACCACCAGGUGCGGCAAUAAGGCUUGCAAAAGGAAUGUAAAGAAAAAGGAAUUGAAGUUGUGCUCCCGGUGUAGAAAAAAAAGUUACUGCAGCAAGUGA
Molecule: messenger RNA, 7344 nt
Organism: Porites evermanni
Lineage: Eukaryota; Metazoa; Cnidaria; Anthozoa; Scleractinia; Poritidae
Source: the annotation of a GenBank genome assembly